Dipodomys ordii (Ord's kangaroo rat) is the source of this 5407-nucleotide messenger RNA. RefSeq names its product ST8 alpha-N-acetyl-neuraminide alpha-2,8-sialyltransferase 4 (gene St8sia4). Gene Ontology annotation, molecular function: alpha-N-acetylneuraminate alpha-2,8-sialyltransferase activity. The record is from RefSeq and is a predicted model, not a curated record. Gene Ontology annotation, biological process: N-glycan processing; oligosaccharide metabolic process. NCBI's taxonomy places the organism in Eukaryota, Metazoa, Chordata, Mammalia, Rodentia, Heteromyidae. The transcript is spliced from 5 exons. Bases 335 to 1414 code for a protein of 359 amino acids.
CGGCCGCCACCUCCGAAGCACAAGGUGUCACAUUUGAAAAGAAACCUGAGCCCCUGGGAGGCGGCGCAGAGAGACCGGGGCUGCGCUGGCUGGCGCGAACUGAGCGGCUGGCCGCUGGGCACCGGUGGAAGACCAGUGAGGAGCUCCGGCCCUAGAGGACCCUAGCGACCUGAUCUUGGGAUCCCCAUUCCGCGCUCUCUUCGCCUUUUUUCCCCCCCUAGAUCACACCCCCCCUCCCCCAGCCGCCUCCCUUGCCUAUUUCCCUAAAACGGAGCUUUGAAAUCCAGCCAAGGUGCGGGAAACGGGACAACCAGGACUUUCCCAGGCAGCCAAGAUGCGCUCCAUUAGGAAGAGGUGGACGAUCUGCACUAUAAGUCUGCUCCUGAUCUUUUAUAAGACAAAAGAAAUAGCAAGAACUGAGGAGCGCCAGGAGACGCAACUCGUCGGAGAUGGUGAAUUGAGUUUAAGCCGAUCACUUGUCAAUAGCUCUGAUAAAAUUACUCGAAAAGCUGGGACAUCAAUCUUCCAGCACUCUACAGAAGGUUGGAAAAUCAAUUCCUCUUUGGUCCUGGAGAUAAGGAAGAACAUUCUUCGCUUCUUAGAUGCAGAGCGAGAUGUCUCAGUGGUCAAGAGUAGCUUUAAGCCUGGUGAUGUCAUCCACUAUGUGUUGGAUCGACGCAGGACCCUCAACAUUUCUCAGGAUUUGCACAGCCUCCUACCAGAAGUUUCACCAAUGAAAAAUCGCAGGUUUAAAACCUGUGCGGUUGUUGGAAAUUCUGGCAUUCUUCUGGACAGUGGAUGUGGAAAGGAGAUUGACAGCCACAAUUUUGUAAUAAGGUGUAAUCUAGCUCCUGUGGUGGAGUUUGCUGCAGAUGUGGGAACUAAAUCAGAUUUUAUUACCAUGAACCCAUCAGUUGUGCAGAGAGCAUUUGGAGGCUUUCGGAAUGAGAGUGACAGAGAAAAAUUUGUGCAUAGACUUUCUAUGCUGAAUGACAGUGUCCUUUGGAUUCCUGCUUUCAUGGUCAAAGGAGGAGAGAAGCACGUGGAAUGGGUUAAUGCAUUAAUCCUUAAGAAUAAACUGAAAGUGCGCACUGCGUAUCCAUCACUGAGACUUAUUCAUGCUGUCAGAGGUUACUGGCUGACAAAUAAAGUGCCCAUCAAACGGCCAAGCACAGGCCUCCUCAUGUAUACACUUGCUACAAGAUUCUGUGACGAAAUUCAUCUAUAUGGAUUCUGGCCAUUCCCUAAAGAUUUGAAUGGAAAAGCUGUCAAAUACCAUUACUAUGAUGACUUAAAAUAUAGGUACUUUUCCAAUGCAAGUCCUCACAGAAUGCCAUUAGAAUUCAAAACAUUAAACGUGCUGCAUAAUCGAGGAGCUCUAAAACUGACAACAGGAAAGUGUAUGAAGCAAUAAAGCACAGUUCAAAACACACACACACACACACACACACACACGACACAACAUACACUUCUUUACGAAAGAUGAUUCUGAAGAUUUGAAAACAGGAUCCAAAGUAAGACUUGCUUUCAAUAUUUACCUGUUCACUGAAAAAAUUGAUAAGGAAAUUCAUGUGAAAUCCAUGACCAGCUGAUGAAAUACCUGCUAAGUGCUCUAACAAUUCAAUAUUUUGACUUCAUGGGUCCUAGUAAGUGCCACUUCCACUAAGAAUACAGUCUGAAUGUAUAAUCAGUAGUGUUUACAAGAUCCAACAAUGCACUCAUCAUUAAGCAACAAAGCAAAUAUGUUCAUCACUGUCUGGCUGCCACUGCAAUGCCGAGCACAUCAAACGAGGAACCCACGAAUGAAUACAGCUCAGUCCUUGAGAAGUUAGAUCGCCCUUGUCAACAGAAAUCUUGAUGAAAACAGUUUGAGCAGUGAAGUCCAUCAGAUCAAACCACUCAAGUAAAUGCCUUCAGUCGGGACUCUGAGUCUGAUCAUGUGUUUUGUGUUCUUAUUUAUGUUUUGAUUGUUUUCUUGUAAUCAAAACUCCUUUGGUUUGGGUAUUGGGUGCUUAGAAAUCCUUUUCUGAGAAAAAGAAAUGGAAAAUAUACAAGAAUGAGAAAAAUAAAAAUCAAAUAUUUUCUAAAUUUCUUACAUUUUUUAAAAAAGAGCAAUCACACCAAUUUUAAACUUUUUAUUUUGCACAACUCUAAACCUCCACAUUACUUUGCAAUGGUGUAAGAAGGUACCAACCAAAGUGAAUCAUCCCAUUCUAAAGUGAACCAUUCUAAAGGAGACAUGUCACAUGUUCUCUGAAAUGGGAAAUUUAGCAGAAAUUGCACUUUUGGUACCAAAGAUUAUAUUCAUAUUUCUACACAGCAAACCGCUCUUCUUUCAUGAACAUAUUAUUAUACUGUAAAACUGACUCUAAGUAUUUUAAAAUUUCCAAACUCAAGCUUUGUUUUUAUGUUAUGCCUUUUACAUUUCACAAAAAAAUAUGUGGAAGCAGUUUGCCCUUUAGAAUAAUAUUUGAUUGAUAUAUCUGAAAUGUGACAUCUAGUUCUUCAAUACCUCUCUGGUCAGCACAGUCUUUAUAUCAUUGUUAAAUUUCUUAGUAUAGAAAUAACACAAGUAUUGUUUAAUAAUUGAGAUGAUUAAUUUUAAGAAGCUUGGCAAUGGAACUGUGUGUCAGUAUUUUGCACUUAAAAUGAAUUAAGUUGACUAAUAUUUUUCAGUUAAAUUUAGUCAUAUUAAUACUGAAUGUGUGAUACUGAACAUGGUAUUAUUCAUAAAGGGUUUUAAAAUAACAAUGAAUAACAGACUUGACCAAUACUCCAGUUUUCUGGUAACUUCUACUGGUAGGUGAUUCUGAUGGUAAUAACCUCUUUUGAAAGCAGAAGCACUGAAUUCUCACUUCCACUUUGUCCUGAAACAACUAGCAUGACUUCUUGUUUCUUGGGGAAGGCAAUUUGAGGAAAGAAAUAGCAUGAGGGAUAUGCGCUGUGUUUCUUAGGGAGAAAAAUAUGAUAAAUGAAUAAAGAGCAUGAUAUAUUCAUAUAUGUAUGUAUAUAUCAUGUUAUUAUCAUGGGAAAAGAAAUUCACAGUAGUAUGCUUAUUAAUAUUUUUAAUGAUACAUGGUAUUAUUUUUUAAAGUAUAGAAGAAUGUUGGGAUACAGAAGAGUAUAUUUUCUGAGAAUUCAUGUGUCUCUAAGAAUGCAAAACAGAAUGCAUCAGGGGAAACUAGUAGCUAAAAUACUACAACUUAAGAUAAAUUUUAAAUAUAAAUAUCUACAAGUUUUAAAGAUUAAGUUGAAAAGUCUGAUUUGCUUAAAACAAUGCACAAUAAGUGCUUUCUGGAAUCUGAGAUUGGAGUAUUUGCUUAUAAUAAAAUGUUCCUAUAGCCGUUAGCAUGAAUUAAAAAAAGAAAUCUAGAAAUUGUACAUUUGUACAGGUAAAAAUCCAACUGGACACUCAUUAAUAGUAUGUCCUUAAAAGCAGCAGCCAGACACCUUGCCAUUUUUAGUGCAUUUUCAAACAAGUGUAUUUAAGUAAUUUUAAGGCUACAGCAAACACAUGUCUGCCAUUCACUGUUCUGUGUGUUGAUGCUUGUCUCAUAGACACAUUGGGUAGUGCCUUUCAACUUCUUCACCUUGAUUUGUUACCCUAGGCUUUGUGGUCUCCAAAUAUUUGCCCAGAUCAGAAAAUGCUCAGCAUAAAAAAGGGCUUGAGAUUUGGCAGAAACUACUUUUGUUCAUCUCAGGGAACUUUCAGUACUCAAGAAUGAAUUCAAUUAAAGGAAUUUAAUGCUCAAAGAAGACAAACUGUACAGGACCAUUUCAUUCAAUAAUAUACACAUUUUCAUCUGCUCCUUCCCCCUUUUCCCUCCCCCACAUUGUCUACUGGAGCCUUCUUAUAUGAAAAUGGCAAGGAGGUUAUUGAAGAGUAAGAUCAAGAAGAAAAAAGGGUUGAGAUUUAACCGACAGGUGUGUAAGUGAUCAGAAAAAAUCAAAAUUUACAUAUAUACAUAUAUUAUACUUGAGAUAUCUAGGAGUUGAUCUCUUGAUAGUUUCAUAUUUCACAGCUUUAAUGUUUUAUUAAUUUUCUAUGAUUUAACCCUGUCCCUGGCAAUGCUCAGGCAGCUGACUGAUAUAUUCCUGGUUUUUAGGUUGUUACUGUGUUGAUGAUGUGAGUAGGCCAAGGAAACAUUUCCAUGUUCUAUAAUUAGAAUUAAGUUGUUGAAAUAGAAAGUGAGUCAGGAUCAGAUUUUCGGGGCAAACUUAAUGAUUUAGCUUACAGGACCAAUGAGACCACUGGGGAAAUUUUCCUGCCUGAAAGAAGAUGCUGAGCAUUCCCAUGUCUUCAUGUGCUGUGUAUCAUAUGAAUUGUAAAUCAAUUGUUAAUGGAAUUUCUACAUAUAUGCUUAUAGAAGUGAUUUAUUUAAAAAAAGAAGCUGGGGUAAUGUAAAUACCAAUUAGUUUCAAAUCUACUUCAAAGAAAAGGUUAAUUUAUUUCUGAGCCAGCUAGUUGUGCUGCAUAGAAUGUGGAUCUGAUUCAUAAAAGCGUUGUCUUCAUGUGGUUAUUGUAAGGACUAUAAUUGUGGAAGGGGUGUGGGGAAAAUUAUGUAUAGUUAGUUGUUAUCGCUACAAUUUUUGGACGUUCCCCGUCAAAUAGUAUCAAUAUACCAAUGUCUUAAAAAUUGAGUGAGGUUAUUGUUUGUAUUUAAUAAAAGAUAACUCAAAUAAAUCCCACCUAGAAAUAGAUAUUUUAUUAUAUGUGCUAUAAAUAUACCUAUGUAGUACAAAUAGACUCGUGUGAUGCAUAUAUAUACAAUGUUAUAUAUGUGUAUUUGUCCGUACACACCAAGUCUGUAAUAUGUGCACACUAGGUUUGUGUUAUGUGAACAUCUUCAGGGUCUGAACUGAGAAUAACUCUGGAGAUAAGUAAGGCCACUUUAGAAAAAAAGAAGUUCUUUUGAGACUUCAUUUAUUAACCUGCUAAGGGAAAUCCACUUUAUAACUGAAUUCUAUGUUGUCUAUGCCUAGAGUUACAGUAAGAGACUACUGUGUCUAACUCCCUCAAAAUCAAAACAAAUAACAGAAAAGGAAAACGGCAAAGGAAUAAAAAGUCAUCAGCUGGCAACAUUACUUCAAUAGCAAUUUUCGGAUUGUGUUUUCCAUCGAAGUAGCGCCUUUUACUAAAUACUAUUUUGUUGUGUAGGCAAAAGCACAAGUGUUUGUUUCAAAUGUAUAUAGCAGGAAAAAAAGAGUUUACAGAGAUAGAAUUGCUGCACAGGAUAAUUGCUACUGAGUAUUUCUUAUGUCAUUUGUGAAAUUAAAUGAGGUUAUUUUUUUUCCUGUUGGAUUUAUUCUGUUCAACACUGUUUCCCUAUUGUUUGUGUAUAGCAGUGGAUAUAAUUGACUAUUUGUAAAAUUAUAAAAUAAAUUAAAACCUUUGUUUCUUUUUCAA